AUGGCUGAGGGAUGCACUGCCAAGGAGCUCGCAGCAAUGCCUCUCAAGCUGGAUUUUGCCAGGAAGGGCGCCUCUCCAACCGGGCUUCUAUUUUCUGACGUCCUGGCAGAGUGGCAGGACAGUGUGGCUCUGGAAGCUCUGUUCCUCUUUACUUUUGAGCAAAGGAAAUAUUUCGACCUCACGGGAGCCUUUGUCAACGUUUUCUUACAAACGACGGCACACUACACGGUGGUUUUGUCGGUUCCAUCCGACAUGCCUCUUUCAGCAUUUAUUGCUUCUCUGCUAUCGAUUUCUAUGGCUGAUGCCGCUGAAAAAGGUUAUCGUGUUGGUGAUGGGGGACGGUUGGUUGCCGCUGAUGGUGGGAGUGGUGCGGGUGCCCAAGGUGCCGAUGGUGGGCCUGGCGGAGUUGCUCUCGCUACUAGUGAUGACCCUGACGCUACUGAUAAGCAUGAGGAGGGUGGAACUGGCGAUCGCGGGGAGCCUCCUGGAGCAGUAGACAUAAAGGGGCUGGCUAAGAGCCUAGAGGUGUUUUCCGUUGAAGGAGAGAAACUUCCAGGCGAGAUGAAGAUGAAUCAAGCUUCACCGAAGGGCAUUGUUAUUCAAGAGCCCGCCACGGAGGGCCCCUCAGUGGAGGAACCGUUGGAGCGCGGGGCCCUCGUGAGGGGGACCUCCAAAGAACCCACCAUCAUUGCUUCGCUAACUGUUAACGUGUGCAGUGAUAGCGAAGAAUUGGAAGCAAACCUCUUCACAGGUACUGCUGUUAGUAUUGCUCCUCUAGCCCCUGCGGGCACUGAUGCCGUCCUUGCACUUUUGCGUCCUGUUGUGCUUUGGGCAAAGGGACUCUUUUCUGUUUUCUGGAGUACGUGUGCAGCUCCCUCUGACCUGACUUCUUCGGAGGACGGGAAAGAAGAAGGCACGGAGCUUCCUAAGUGCAAGAUGGCGCGAGUGAUUGUUCCUGGCAUCCCGGAGGAUACCAGCGAGUUAUCUCUGCGUGCCUAUUUGCUGUACGUGGCGGGAUUGGCUCCAUCUGCUCAAAGAGCUUUCCUUCUGUGCCACGCUGCUGAAGACUCCCUUUGUAUACCGCGGGACAGGAACGAAGUGGUGGAGGGGGCUCCCGAGGCGGAAGGAGGCAGCACCAAGGAAAGAGACGCACUAAGCAUCGUUAGGCGGCUUUUGCUCGCAGAGGUGGAGGGUGAAAAGUCUAUUCAGCCGUCUAGAAAUACUGGCAACUGCAAACAGCCAAUAUGGGAAUCACGACACUUGCUCUUGCUGUUGCAGCCCGCUGUGCCCCUCCCCGUCUCGUCUUUAUCUCCCCUACUCUAUAAGCACCACUUUUUCUACAACGUCCGUCUGCCUGAUCGGUACUCGAGCGGGUCAGUGUGUGCCUCCCGCGUGCGCGUUCAACUGGAGACCGUGGGAUCCACCACAGAAGAAGAAAACGUGUUAUUUCUGGAGGAGGUCGAUGAUGAAUUGCUGCAAGAGGAACUGAUUUAUCGAUUUGUGUGGCAACGCAUGCACGCGCCCUUCCUAGACCCCGCUAAAGAUCUUCGUCUGUGUUAUAUCCCUCGCACUGCGUUAUUUGCUGCUACCGCUGAUGCAAAAAUUAGGACAGGGAGGACAAUAAAUGUGUCCACAACAGACUGUGAAGAGAACGACUCCUGUGCAUCAAAAGCGGCAACCAUUACAUCGGAAACAGACCCCAGUGCAUGCAUAAGCCUACCUCCGGGGAGCGCUGUACGAGAUGUGAUACAGGAGGUGGAGCAUACAGAGGCCCAACUCUUUCUGCUUCCAGUUGACACUGGGGAAAUACUCGAGAAAGGGGAACCACCGCGCAAGGUGGAAUUCAGCGAAUGCCGUGUCAUCGUCUUCCCCCAGAACCUUGUGCUGGACCAGAGUACUAUAAGUGUACGUCAUCUACGCAAAUUUAGGGUGUUUGCUGAGGGCGGCAGUGAGAUACCGGAAGAAACACCAGUGUGGAGGCUGCGCUGCUUCAAAGAAUGCGGUGCCUUUGGCCAAAGGAGUGGGCAUUCUAUAAUGUCAGAGACUGACAUGAAGCUGUGUAACAGCUGUAAAGGCUGGUCUACGCCUGUGAUGUUGCAAUUUAAGUACCGCCCGCUGGACAGUCCGAAGUUCCGAUUGCGCAUGCAGCCCUUGAAGGACCGAGUCCUAGAAUAUUCAACGUCUCGAUUUAGCCCCAGGAUAGGUGUAAAGAAAGAUAUUAGCUCGAACACGAUUGAACAGCUGCCUAGAUCGUCGUCCAUUAAUUUUCUAGAAGGCGGAGAAAUGGGUGGCGAUCGAACCGAUCCGUUCAAGAACAGCGCACAAAUUACGUGCGAAAUUGGUUUGGCAAUCGCCUUACUCGAUGAUCAAUGUAAGCUGCCCCAAACAGCCAACGAUUCUUCAGAAAUUGCGCACAGUGCCCUGUGUACGGCGCUGCCUCGGUGGAGUGCGACGGGCAAAGUCGGAACGGAUGGUUUUCUGGCUCGUUUUUCAUGCAAAUUUUAUGAAUUUGGAUCUAUUUAA
This is a messenger RNA of Cyclospora cayetanensis, 2523 nucleotides long. RefSeq lists its product as uncharacterized. The record is from RefSeq and is a predicted model, not a curated record. Lineage: Eukaryota; Apicomplexa; Conoidasida; Eucoccidiorida; Eimeriidae. The transcript is spliced from 10 exons. The coding region runs from base 1 to 2523 and encodes 840 amino acids.